CCACAUGACAAAAAGGGCUGAUAUUGCAGUCUUCACGUAGAGAUUAUGGGAAAUGGGCAGAACAUGAACCCACUCGUAUUUGUAUUUCAGACUAGCAGAGGGGUCCCAAAUAUAGGAUCCCCAGUCUUUUUUGGGAAAGAAUCCUGGUUCAAACCCAGAACAGAACAGAUCCAAGACCAUCCUAGUUGGCAGAUUCUCCGUCCAGAGUAGAGUAACGAACCCCACAUCUGGUGCCCACCGCACUCUUUCCAGUUGACUGCACACCGCGAUUCUCUCCUCUGCAGGUGCAGGUAGCACCAUUCACCAUUUUUGUGUGCUGGACUCUAGCACUGGAGUCCAUAUAUCACCACUGCCCACUGGGGGGAGGUCUCCCCUGACCCCAUCUCCUCCUCCUAGUCGGCUAGUCCCACAACGCAACGGCGCCAUGACCUGGAGCAAGUCCCCGGCGGGCAGCUGCACCACUGCCGUCGACGGCUCCGGCGACACCGGCCAGGCCCGCCUCCGCGAGCUCGGCUACAAGCAGGAGCUCAAGCGGGACCUCUCAUUGCUGUCCAACUUCGCCUUCUCCUUCACCAUCAUCUCGGUGCUGACGGGGGUCACCACGCUGUACAACACCGGCCUCAACUUCGGCGGCCCGGCCACCAUGACCUUCGGCUGGUUCGUCGCCGGCGCCUUCACCAUGAUGGUCGGCCUCUCCAUGGCCGAGAUCUGCUCCUCUUUCCCCACCUCCGGCGGCCUUUACUACUGGAGCGCGCGCCUAUCGGGCAACCGAUGGUCGCCCUUCGCCUCAUGGAUCACCGGAUGGUUUAACAUCGUUGGCCAGUGGGCGGUCACAACCAGCGUGGACUUCUCGCUGGCGCAGCUGAUCCAGGUGAUCAUCCUUCUCAGCACCGGCGGCAACAAGGGCGGAGGGUACCUGGCGUCCAAGUACGUGGUCAUCGCCUUUCACGCCGCCAUCCUGCUCAGCCACGCCGUCAUCAACAGCCUACCCAUCUCAUGGCUCUCCUUCUUCGGCCAGUUUGCGGCUGCUUGGAACAUGCUAGGUGUCUUUGUGCUGAUGAUUGCCGUGCCGGCUGUUGCUACCGAGAGAGCCAGUGCCAAGUUUGUCUUCACCCAUUUCAACACUGACAACAGCGCUGGAAUACACAGCAACCUUUACAUCUUUGUCCUGGGGAUCCUCAUGAGCCAGUACACGCUCACAGGAUACGACGCAUCAGCGCAUAUGACGGAGGAGACCAGGAACGCAGACAGGAACGGCCCCAUCGGGAUCAUCAGCGCCAUUGGCAUAUCCAUAGUGGUCGGCUGGGGAUACAUACUCGGCAUCACAUUUGCCGUCAAGGACAUACCCUACCUGCUCAGCCCUGACAACGAAGCUGGAGGCUACGCCAUCGCCCAAGUCUUCUACCUCGCCUUCAAAAGCCGCUACGGCAGCGGCGUCGGCGGCAUCGUCUGCCUGGGGAUCGUCGCCGUCGCCAUAUACUUCUGCGGCAUGAGCUCGGUCACCAGUAACUCGAGGAUGGCAUAUGCUUUCUCGAGAGACGGAGCGAUGCCGCUGUCAUCCGUGUGGCACAAAGUAAACAAGCACGAGGUGCCCAUCAACGCCGUCUGGCUCUCGGCUUUCGUCUCCCUCUGCAUGGCGUUGCCGUCGCUGGGUAGCCUGGUGGCAUUCCAGGCCAUGGUGUCGAUCGCGACGAUCGGGCUCUAUAUCGCGUACGCGCUGCCCAUCUUCUUCCGGGUGACGCUGGCGCGCAAGCACUUCGUGCCGGGGCCGUUCAACCUCGGACGGUACGGUGUACUGGUGGGAUGGGUGGCCGUGCUCUGGGUGGUGACCAUCACCGUGCUCUUCUCGCUGCCGGUGACGUACCCAGUGACCAAGGACACGCUCAACUACACUCCCGUCGCCGUCGGUGGGCUCUUCAUUCUCGUGUUGACGUCGUGGGUCGUCAGUGCCAGGCACUGGUUCAAGGGACCAGUCACGAAUUUGAGCGGCUAGCUUCGCGCGUGUGUGCGUGUGGAAUCGUUAACUUGUGACGUGAUUUCACCAUGGAACGCCACGUGAUGUGAAUUUGGGUGGGGGAAUUAGUUGUACGCUGCAGCUGUAGGCUGGUUGUAUGAUUGUAUCUGAGUUUCUUAAUAGAGGCUGAUGCCUGGUAGAUAUAUAGAGGAGAAAAGAAGACAUGUGUUGGAGGCGAUGAGACGUUGUAAUUACUAUUUUCUUCAACAAGAUAGGAAAAUGGACUAA
Messenger RNA from Hordeum vulgare subsp. vulgare (domesticated barley), 2242 nucleotides. Its product is annotated as amino-acid permease BAT1 homolog. NCBI's taxonomy places the organism in Eukaryota, Viridiplantae, Streptophyta, Magnoliopsida, Poales, Poaceae. Gene Ontology annotation, biological process: gamma-aminobutyric acid transport; transmembrane transport. The transcript is spliced from 8 exons. The record is from RefSeq and is a predicted model, not a curated record. Gene Ontology annotation, molecular function: L-alanine transmembrane transporter activity; gamma-aminobutyric acid transmembrane transporter activity; L-glutamate transmembrane transporter activity. Bases 425 to 1993 code for a protein of 522 amino acids. Gene Ontology annotation, cellular component: membrane.